UAAAUAAAUAUUUAAUUUGUGCUUUGUUUAUUUAUUUGGAUAACACCAAUCUAAUCGGACCAUAAUCUUCCUCUUAUAUGGCAACUCUCUUCUAUGGAACUUAUCUAUCACCCAAUUUCUUUUCCAUCACCAAUUCCAAUCAGUCUGAAUGGGUCAACAUCAUAAUAUUUUUCAUUCUCUCUCCCUCUAAACUAAACGAAAAUACCAAAACGAAAACAUAACACACAAAAAUCAAACCAACCGAAAGAAGGAAGAAGAAACUCAAAAAAAAAGGAAAAGAAAUAAGAAAAUCCAACGAACAACACACAGAAUGAAAAAAUAUUGCAAAUGGCGAACAUUCGUGUCGGACGUUGAAUUCAUUUCGUUUGUUAAAAAAUCGUAAUAUCCAUGCUUUACCGUAAUGUUUUUGUUGCAAAACAAAACAAAUUGUUGAUCAGCACAAAACCCGUCAGUGUUUUAUUUUAUUUUUCCAAUUCCAAUUCGAUUGAGAACUGAGAUUUUAUGAACAAUCUGGCAAACUUGUAAAAGGUUGAACAUUUCUUCCUCUGUAGAAUCGUUGUUCUGAGUUGUUGAAAACAUUUCUCAAUCAGGUCGCAAUAUGAAUGAUAUUGCACCAAGUACGUCUGCGGCAGCUAUAGCUUCACCACAGACGUCUGCAGCUGCUGUUGCGGCAGCAGCGGCAGCCGCUGCUAGUGCACAAUCAGCUUGGGAUCAACUGACAGCACCACAAAACCAAAAUGAUGCUGCAGCCGCCAACAAUACCCUUCUAAAUUUGAGUCCGCCAUUGGUGGGAGCUUCAUCGCCGAGUUGUAGUUCCCCCUCGACUCCAGUGAAAUUGGGUCCACCGCCCGAGAUGACAGCACACACCCCACAAGGUCCACCAACUUCACAUGGCUCUGGAUACGGCGAGGAGCUCAGCACAGAAUUGGUUAACCAAGGAUGGCGGAAAUUCUGGUCAAAACGGGAGAACCGGCCGUACUAUUGGAAUAAAGUGACCGGAGAAUCCCUUUGGGAAAAUCCCGGUCAAAGACCAUUCGAUCCACUCACUGAUCCGCUUGGUAUAUGCCAUCCUGGCGCCCCCCAGCCAAAUAGCCCUUUGCCUCAUCCGAACCUUAAGAGAAGACCCUCGGAAGAUAUGCAUCAUGGUAUGGCGCCGCCUAUGAAGAAGUUCGUUCUGCCGGGGCCGUGGGACUUGGAGAUAUUCACAAAUGCCGUUAUCGUUGAGCGACCACCGACAUUGUUGCCCCAUCCACACCCCGAAAUCGAGGCGAUUCGGGCAGCCUACACGAUGAAGCUGGUAAAAACCUACGAGGACCUAUGUAUGCGAAGGGAGAGCAUAAAAGCUCCCAAAGACUCCUUUAACCGUUGGCUCAUCGAGCGCAAGGUUAUUGACCGUGGCUACGAUCCACUCCUUCCGAGCUUCUGCAAGAUCGAAGUAUCCCCAGCGAUGUACUUCGAAAUAAUGAACGACAUCCCCAUAAAAAUUGUCAAACCCAAAUUCACUGGCGACGCCCGGAAACAGCUCUCCCGCUACGCAGAAGCAGCCAAACACAUAAUCGAGUCCCGAUCUGCUCCUCCCGAAAGCAAAAAAGUAGUCAAAUGGAACGUCGAAGACACAUUCCAGUGGCUACGGCGUACAGUCGGUGCCAGCUAUGAGGAUUUUCAAGAUCGCCUGCAGCACCUCAAGCGACAAUGUGAGCCUCAUCUGGUGGAGACGGUCAAAGGCAGUGUCGAGGCACUGUGCACAAAAAUCUAUCAUCUGUCGGCGGAACACGCUAAAAAGAUCCGCGAACGACACAUGCUGCUGCUCAAAGAACACGGAAUCCCCGAGCCCGCCCCACCAGUUCCACCUCCGCACCUCAAGAAAGUCUGGUGCUAUCCCAUCCAGUUUGCGGUGCCAUCGCCCAGAAUGCCCACCAUCGAGUAUCUGCAAGACCGCGAUCACAUGAUCAUCAAGUUCACACCGGCCACACUAAACCAACCAGAUGCCCAGUACAUCAAUUUGACCCAUCUGCAGAAGCUCGAGCAGUUGUACCGUUUCAACUGCUUCGACGACAAGAAAUUCGAUCUCUUCAUCGGGCGAGUGUGGUGUCUGCUGAAGCGCUAUCAGACUUUCCUGGGCAAUGCUCUCAACUCGUCGCAAGAAGCAGAGCUAACACAAGCCUCGUUGCCAGUGCCGGUCUUCGAGUGCCUGCAUCGACACUUUGGCGUCACAUUCGAGUGCUUUGCGUCGCCUUUCAAUUCAUACUUCAGGCAAUACUGCUCGGCAUUUGCGGACACAGACGCGUACUUUGGAUCAAGAGGUCCAUUUCUGGAUUUCAAGCCUGUAUCGGGGUCUUUUCAAGUGAAUCCACCUCAUGUCGAGGAACUUAUCGAUGCUGCUCUUUUGCACAUCGAUAAACUGUUAACAGACUCAAUGGAACCGCUAAGUUUCAUAAUUUUCUUACCGGAAUGGAAGAGUAUAGCUAAACUUGAGGAGAACAUCCACAAGCGACGUUCUAUGGUGGUUCUAGGAAUGGCCCAUGAAUACCGUCAUGGCUAUCAGCAUAUUAUUCCAAAAUCUGAUGUGAAUGUGAAGUGCAUUCAGGGAACAACAGUAGUUUGGAUGCAAAACAGCGGAGGUUACGCUCGCUGGGGACCAAAUGAAUCGCGAGUUGAUGCCCUAAGGGAAGCAUUUAGACCGCAACGCGACAAAGAACGCGAAAAGGCGGCGGCCGCAGCAGCUGCUGCAGCGGCGGCGUCAGCGAACACCCCCACGACGACCUCCACUCCACAUACUCCAAACACCACUGUACCGUCCUUAUCUUCAGGUCCCCAACAUCCGACCACCUCUACAAUGGUGCUCCAAUCCUCUGUGAGCUCACUGGGAAACUCAUCUUCAAAUGAUAGCCUCGAUGCGGGACCAUCUGCAAUUGCCACAGCUAUUGUUACAAACUCAAUGUCGUCGGCAACAACAUCAGUUCUCGUAACUCCAGGAAAUUCAGCAACUGCAAUAAAUUCUGCUGUUUAAAAUGGAUGGAAAUGGAGAAGAAGAAAAUGAGAAAUGUAUGAAUGUUCCAAAGAGAGAGAAAGGGAGAGCGAAAGAGAGGAUGUUGACGGGAAAAACAAAAAAAUUGUUACUACUUAGGAGUAAGUGAAAAGUCGUUUUAAACAAACAAAACACUAAAACUAUAAAUAUAAAAAUAUAUAUAUUUUUAGUUUGUUAAGUUAAGUGCUAAAGCAAAGCUAAUAAUGAGUGGUUUUUUAAGAGAUUUAUAUUAAAUAAAUAAAUUAGAAGAAGGAUGAAUACAAAUAGAAAAAAAUAA
This is a messenger RNA of Eupeodes corollae, 3305 nucleotides long. RefSeq names its product mRNA (2'-O-methyladenosine-N(6)-)-methyltransferase (gene Pcif1). NCBI's taxonomy places the organism in Eukaryota, Metazoa, Arthropoda, Insecta, Diptera, Syrphidae. Bases 599 to 3010 code for a protein of 803 amino acids. Gene Ontology annotation, cellular component: nucleus. The record is from RefSeq and is a predicted model, not a curated record. Gene Ontology annotation, molecular function: mRNA (2'-O-methyladenosine-N6-)-methyltransferase activity; RNA polymerase II C-terminal domain binding. The transcript has 5 exons.